Molecule: messenger RNA, 2830 nt
Organism: Mercurialis annua (annual mercury)
Lineage: Eukaryota; Viridiplantae; Streptophyta; Magnoliopsida; Malpighiales; Euphorbiaceae
Product: receptor protein kinase-like protein ZAR1
Exons: 2
Coding region: 79-2241 (720 amino acids)
Biological process (GO): protein phosphorylation
Molecular function (GO): protein kinase activity; protein binding; ATP binding
Source: RefSeq, a predicted model, not a curated record
CCAACUAACUCCUUUUUCUUCUCUGUAAAUAUAUUCCUCUUCUUCUACACAACAGAACAAACCCUAAAACACUUCAAAAUGAGUUCUUUGAACUCCAAAUUAUUCUUUUUCUUAUUAUUUUUCUUGCUACUGACCACAAACCCAACUCAUUCUCUGUCACCCGACGGCCUUUCACUUCUCUCUCUAAAAUCCGCCGUCGAUCAACCACCCGCCGACGCCAAUCCAUUCUCCGACUGGAACGAAGACGACCCAACUCCAUGCAAAUGGACCGGCAUUUCAUGCAUGAACAUAACCGGAUACCCCGACCCACGUGUCGUCGGAAUUUCAGUUGCCGGCAAGAAUCUACGUGGCUACAUUCCGUCAGAGCUCGGAACUCUUUUGUACCUCCGUAGACUCAAUCUUCACAACAAUAAUUUUCACGGGUCCAUUCCUAACGAGCUUUUUAACGCUACUUCACUUCACAGUCUGUUCCUUUACGGCAAUAAUUUAUCCGGGCCGUUGCCUGUUACUCUCUGUAACUUACCUAGGUUACAAAAUCUUGAUCUUUCUAAUAAUUCUUUGUUAGGUUCGUUGCCGGAGAAUUUAAACAAUUGUAAGCAGUUACAACGGCUGAUUUUAUCAAGAAAUAGAUUCUCCGGUGAAAUUCCGGCUGGGAUUUGGCCGGAGUUGGAUAGUUUAGUUCAGCUUGAUUUGUCUGAUAAUCAGUUCAACGGGUCAAUUCCUAAUGAUCUUGGUGAACUUAAGUCUUUGAGUAAUACUUUGAAUCUUUCGUUUAAUCAUUUGUCCGGUAAAAUCCCAAAAUCUUUGGGAAAUUUGCCUGUAACGGUUAGUUUUGAUCUUAGAAAUAAUAAUUUAAGCGGCGAAAUUCCUCAGAUUGGGUCGUUUGUUAAUCAAGGACCAACUGCUUUUUUAAAUAAUUUGAAUUUAUGUGGGUUCCCUCUUCAAAAAUCAUGCAAAGAUUCCUCCGAUCAUGAAAGUUCGCCGGCGGCGACUCAGAAUUCAUCUCCGGAGUCUAAUAGUUUCAAGAAAGGGUUAAGUUCUGGGCUGAUCAUACUUAUAUCAGUGGCGGACGCCGCGGGAGUAGCGUUCAUCGGAUUAAUUAUAGUCUACUUUUACUGGAAGAAGAAGGAUAAUUCGAACGGCUGUAGCUGCACCGGGAAUAAAAAACUCGGCGGUGGUCAAAAAUCAAGAGCCUGUGGUUUCUGUUCUUGUGUUAACGGUUUAAACGGCGAUGACUCCGAACCGGAGGAGUUAUCAAAGUCAGCGGCGGAGAGAGGCAAAGGUGACGGUGAACUGGUGGCAAUUGAUAAGGGUUUUAGUUUCGAGCUUGAUGAGUUGCUUAGGGCUUCGGCUUAUGUGUUGGGGAAAAGUGGGCUGGGGAUUGUGUAUAAGGUGGUGCUCGGAAAUGGGAUUCCGGUGGCGGUGCGGCGGCUGGGGGAGGGUGGUGAGCAAAGGUAUAAGGAGUUUGUGGCGGAAGUGGCGGCGAUUGGGAAGAUUAAACAUCCUAAUGUUGUGAAGUUGAGAGCUUAUUAUUGGGCGGCUGAUGAGAAACUUCUUAUUAGUGAUUUUAUCUCUAAUGGGAACUUGGCUAAUGCUCUUAAAGGGAGAAGUGGCCAGCCAUCUCCAAGUUUCUCAUGGGCAACCAGACUGAGAAUCGCCAAAGGAACAGCAAAAGGCUUAGCCUAUCUUCAUGAAUGUAGUCCGAGAAAAUUCGUACACGGAGACAUUAAACCGUCAAAUAUCCUCCUCGACAACGAAUUCCAGCCUCACAUUUCUGAUUUUGGCCUUAGCAGACUGAUCAACAUUACGGGCAGCAAUCCGUCUUCUUCCGGUGGAUUUAUCGGUGGAGCUUUACCGUAUUUAAAAUCCGUCCAAACUGAACGAACGAACAAUUAUCGAUCCCCAGAAGCUCGUAUUCCUGGAAACAGGCCGACGCAGAAAUGGGAUGUGUACUCGUUCGGAGUUGUCUUGCUGGAAUUGCUGACAGGAAAAUCUCCUGAUUUUUCACCAGCUACAUCAACUUCUAUGGAAAUUCCUGACAUUGUUAGGUGGGUGAGGAAAGGAUUCGAGGAAGAGAACCCGUUAUCGGAAAUGGUCGAUCCCGUAUUAUUACAAGAAGUUCAUGCUAAAAAGGAAGUUCUUGCAGUUUUUCAUGUUGCCCUUGCCUGCACUGAAGCUGACCCUGAGAUUCGUCCGAGAAUGAAAACAGUGUCAGAAAAUCUUGAAAGGAUUGGAACAUAGAAAGAUAGAAGAGUUAAUUGCAAAUAAAAUUACGAACUUCAGCGUAUUUUGCAAUUACAACGGUAAUUUUUGAUUUUAGCAAUUUUAAAACUUUCAACUUUUGAUAAUUCAAAACUCUAAUUGAAUUUCUGAUAUGCUUUUGCUAACACAAAAUCCUAAUCUUUCGAUUUUCACAUGAGCAAAAGUAUAUCAAAAAGUCAAUUUAUGUUUCGAAUUGUCAAUAUCUGAAAUUAAAUAUUUGAAAUUGCUAAAAUUAAAAAUUACGUGUAUGCUAAUUUUUUUGAUUUUAUUUGUAAUCAACCCGACAAAGAAAGAAAAGACUGCUAUAAUUUUCAAGAACAGGAUUUUGACAAGUUUCUUUGAUUUCUGAAAAUGGGCAUUACAGGAUUUAACUUGAAUACUGAAUUAUUAGAAAAGUUUUGGAGUUCAGGAGGUACAUCUCUUAGCAUAAUUGGGUUAAGUAAUACUACAUUUUUUUUCUUUUUGUGACAAUUAUGGAAAUAGGUUGAUUUGUAAUUUAAAUUUCCAUCCCUUGUUCCAUGGGAUGUAUUUGUAAUAAAAAGAAAAUGUCACAUUGAUUUUUUUACAA